CGCUCCGCCCCUCUCCCCCGCUCCCUCGUUGCGUAUCACUUCCUCCUCUCCGUGACCCUUUCUCUCCUCUCUUCACGUUGUGUCUGGGUAUUCCCUCUGUCUGGCGUCGUCGCGUUCUUGUGGACCCCUCUCCCCCUCCCACUCCACUCGAGGCCUCCCCGGCUCUGAAUCAUCGGCGCACGCCGCGCCCGAGCCUGCCGCGGUCCUUAUCACUUCCCCCUCACCCUCAUCCUUCUCACUUGGCCCUGAAUUUGUUUCGAUACUUUGCAGACUUGUGCGACGAACAUUUGCAAAGCCUCCCUUGGUCAACGAUUGGCAGAAGAAAUCAAAACAGCUAAUGAUUAAAGAUAAGACAGCAAACAAUAAAAAUAAAAUCAAUUCCAUUUGCAAAUUAUCCUGUGCAUAUUUUCUUUGUGCUAUUUCUGUGUCGUUUCUAUUUUCCAUGUCGUGCUUUAACGCGUGCCACGCGGCGCGCCUCGUCUUCCAGUGUUUUGCUGAUGAAGUGGUUGUCUGCGCUUGCCUGCGCUAUCUGACUAGGGACACGUCGACGUCUAGCUCGAGCUCGUCCGACUCGUCGAGCUCCAGCAACUCAAGCAGUACCAGCUCGACCUCAAGUAGCAGUUCAAGUUCGACGAGUUCCAGCUCGCGUGAGUCCUCUCCGGCUCCUCCACCAAAGGCGGCACGGAAAAGUCGAAGCCGAGUUAAGAGGCGAAGCGAUGCGCCCCUCACGAAGCCGACGGGAUCCACACCUCCUGAGAAAAGUGCAAGUGACGGAGUGCCCGUGGAGAAGCCGACCGAGUCCCGGCCGCCCUCCCCGGAAGCACCUCCAGAGAAAAGUGCAAGUGACGGAGUGCCCGUGGAGAAGCCGACCGAGUCCCGGCCGCCCUCCCCGGAAGCACCUCCAGAGGACACACAGAAAAGUGCACCGGACAGUGUACCCGUGGGGGAGCCGACAGGGUCCCUGCCGGCUUCUCCGGCUGCACUUCCAGAAGAGGUUAUUGACGAGCCUUUGGACUUAUCAUCACGUGAGUCCGUGGAGCCGGCGCCACUUCGGCGAGAGUCCACCCCGUCUCCACCGGUGCCUCUGGAUUUAAGCCCAAAGAAGCGCCGCGUAUCUACUGAUGCCGUUCCCGCUCGGACUCGGAGGGUCUUGCCGGCACCCAAUCGGCGGGCCCUGACCCGGGCGGCGUCAGCAGACGAGCGACGGCCCGGCAGCUGGGGGCUGCUUCGAACGCCCCCUCGUUCGUCUCGUGAUGAACGUCACUUUUGAUCUCCAUUUAUUUCCCCACUUUUAUUUGCAUGAUGUAACCUGAAGGGAUAUAUUUUUUUCAAUA
Thrips palmi is the source of this 1334-nucleotide messenger RNA. Its product is annotated as histone-lysine N-methyltransferase SETD1A-like. Lineage: Eukaryota; Metazoa; Arthropoda; Insecta; Thysanoptera; Thripidae. The record is from RefSeq and is a predicted model, not a curated record. Bases 338 to 1270 code for a protein of 310 amino acids. The transcript has 8 exons.